AGUUCGAUAGGAAAGUCUUUUAUUCGCUAAUGGAUUACAGACUUUUUCUCGGAUAAAUGAAAUAGGAACUUUCUCUAACUGUCGCUGAUUCCCACACUAGCGCAACCAAUUAGGCAUUUAAUUACUUUUGUUGCACAUCGUAUUCUCGACAUCCUUAACGCGCUUCAAAAGCGGAAUUUGUUUAUCACUGAUAUAUAAGGUAUGAUGUAUAUCAGUGUUAUUUAUCACAUUUAGUGAUCCAGGGUAAUUUCUCCUUGGCCUAAGGCAUGUGAUGUGGUUUCUAAUGACGUCUCUGGUUGUUUUUGGCCUGUGAUCACUAGAUCUUCGACGAAUGGGCCAUUUAGCCUGGAUGCACACCGACGUCGAGCGACGUCCGUUGCGUGAUAUCCUUUGUAGAAAUAUAUGUAUUUAUGUAUGUAUUAUCGUAUACUGAAGUGACGCGCGUUCUUAGUGCGAGCUCUUCAACAUAGAUACAUAUAAUUCUACACAGACGUUACGCAACACGUCGAUUCGACGCUCGUGUUGUCUCGUCCGUAGAAACUUGGGAUUAAUGACUUUUGUGGAUGCUAUUGAGACUGAUAACAAAACUUGAACAAAAAGAUACAUACAGAUGAGACUAAUUGAAGCGACACAUAAAAAAUAGUUUUCUUAAAAAUAGCUUUGCUGGCCCGUAUGUCACAAAUCAUAUUGAUUGUUGACACACCAAAGGUUUUUAGUUGUACGUGUCUUUGGUCGCUACAAAUUUAAGAAUUUAUAUAAAUUGAACUGACACAAACAAGUGGAGGUGACAAAUGGUAUCAAUUUAUAUGGACUACGUGAUCAUUUAACACAUUGCAUACAAUACAAUACAUACAAUUGCACACACGUGUAGUGCAAUAUAUUAAUACAAAUCAUGAAAUUACAUCUUCGUGAUUAUAUACAUUACUUUGCAUUUAUUCAAAAAAUAAAAUUAAAAUGCUAAGUAUGUUACUUUUGUAAAAAUGCACAUAAAUUAACUAAUUCAUAAGAAAGAAAUCUGUGUAGUAGUAAAUCAAAGGUUAAAAAUACAUGCACGAUACGAUUAUAUUGUGACAAUUUCCUGUACCAUAUCUGUACAGCAUCCGGAAUUAAAGAUUUCUAAUUGGAACAUGGAAAUUCUUAUACGUUGUUAGAUUCAAAUAAAUAGGAUUUGAAUACUGAUCAAUUCAAUUCAAAAUGGAAGAGGAUGAUGAAGAAAUUUCUAUACCAUGGAUACAAAAAGAUAGAAAUAAUACAUCUGAAGCAAGUCUUUAUCGAUCGAUACCAAGUAAUUUAAAUGCAGAAUCUAUACAAACUUUGUAUCAAAGUGUUCGUAAUAUCUCAUCAUUAAAUAAUGCUACAAGUAUGAGUAUGAAUAGUAUGCAUAGCGCAAUCUCCUUACAAGAUAUUGAGCGAUCAUAUAAUGAUGAUUUAUCAACCCUUAAUAAUGGAACAACAAUUGAUGGUAGUUGUACAGAUUUAAGGAAUAGUAGAAGAAGUUCAAAAUCGAUUUCAAAAUGUGGAACAGCUUUUAGUUUAUAUUUUCGUGACGAAGUUCGUACAAUUGAUUUUGUAAUUGUUUGGGAUGAGUACAAUGUGGAAGCUCAAACAUAUCGCUGUACUGAAUAUAGACGUGUAUUUGAAAAGAAUUUGGAGAAGGAAGGUUUACAGUUAGAAUAUGAACAGGCAGAACCGAACGGUCUUCAUUUUAUAAAAAUUCAUGCACCUCGAGAAGUACUAAGACGGUAUGCUGAAAUAUUAAAACUUAGAUUGCCAAUGAAGGAAUUACCUACUGUGUUAAUUCCUGAAAAUCGUAGUAACGCAUUAAUUAAAGAAGUCAAUUCGUUAUUCAAGAGAAUUAUGAAAAAAUAUUAUGUAGACCAAACAAUAUUUCCAACUAUGAGACAUAAUUUUACGGCUGUUUAUAGCCGCGAUAAAGAGUACUUAUUCAGUUUGGACUCGCCAAACUUUUUUACUGCCGCAACACGUGCUAGAAUUGUACAGUUUAUUUUAGAUAGAACCAGAUUUACAGAAACCAAGGAUGAUGAUUUUGCAUUUGGGAUAGAAAGGUUGAUUUCGGAAAAAGCAUACAUAGCCGCAUAUCCUCUUCACGAUGGGGAUUUACAAGCACCAGAUUCUAUGAGGUAUCUUUUAUACAAAGAAUGGGCAUGUUUAAAAAAAUGUCUUCACUAUCAACCAUUGGAUUAUAUCAAAGAAUAUUUUGGAGUAAAAAUUGGACUUUAUUUUGCUUGGCUCGGAUUUUAUACACAUAUGCUGAUACCUGCUAGUAUCGUAGGCCUUUUAUGCUUCAUAUACAGUUGCGCAACUUUGUAUUCUAACGAACCAAGCGAAGAUGUUUGUAAUGGUAAGGGUAUCAUUCAAAUGUGUCCCUUAUGUGAUCAUUUUUGUGGAUAUUGGGAUUUAAAGGAAACGUGCUUACACGCAAGAAUUACGUAUUUGUUUGAUAAUCCAUCAACCGUGUUUUUUUCUAUAUUUAUGUCAUUAUGGGCUACAUUGUUUUUGGAAUUGUGGAAGAGGUAUUCAGCAGAAAUAACUCACAGAUGGGAUUUAACUGGUUUAGAUGCUCAAGAGGAACAUCCUCGUCCUCAGUACUUAGCACGUUUAGCACAUAUAAAAAAGAAAUCGCUCAAUAUUAUUACAAAUACCGAAGAACCGAAAGUUCCCUUUUGGAAAAUGAGAGUUCCCGCUACGAUUCUCAGUUUUUCCGUCGUUUUAUUGCUGAUUGCAAUAGCAAUGGCAGCAGUGUUAGGUGUUGUUUUAUAUAGAAUGUCUGUUUUAACCGCCUUAAGUGUUUAUGGACAUCCUAUGGUAACAAGUUAUGCAAUAUUAUUUACAACAGCUACUGCAGCCAGCAUUAAUUUGUGCUGCAUUAUAGUAUUUAAUUGGGUCUAUGUUUGGUUAGCUGAAUAUUUAACCGAGAUUGAACUGCUUCGAACUCAAACUGAAUUUGAUGAUAGUUUAACAUUAAAAAUAUAUUUACUCGAAUUUGUUAAUUACUAUGCUUCCAUAUUUUAUAUAGCAUUUUUUAAAGGAAAAUUCGUUGGUUAUCCGGGAAAUUAUAAUCGCUUUUUCGAAUAUCGACAAGAAGAAUGUGGCCCUGGUGGCUGCCUUAUGGAAUUAUGCAUACAGUUAAGCAUUAUCAUGAUUGGCAAGCAGGCUAUGAAUACAAUAUUAGAAAUGUUGUUUCCACUAUUUUACAAAUGGUUAAAUACUUUAAAAGUACAUGUUGGGAUGAAGACAAAAGAUGGGCAGAAAAAAGUUACUACUCGGAAAUAUCUUCAAUGGAUUAAGGAUUAUAAAUUGGUGGACUGGGGUCCAAGAAGUUUAUUUCCUGAGUAUUUAGAAAUGGGUAGCGUGUUACAAUAUGGAUUUGUUACUAUCUUUGUUGCUGCAUUUCCGUUAGCACCAUUUUUUGCACUGUUGAAUAACGUUUUUGAAAUGAGAUUAGAUGCCAAAAAGUUAUUGACAAUGUACAGAAGGCCAGUUGGACAACGUGUUACAGAUAUAGGCAUAUGGUUCCGUAUUCUUGAUUCUAUUUCUAAGUUAUCAGUUAUAACUAAUGCAUUCAUUAUAGCUUUUACUUCUAAUUUUAUACCAAGACUAGUUUAUCGAAUAACUGUCUCUGAUAAUUAUUCUCUGGAAGGAUUUCUAGAUCAUUCUCUCUCCAAAUUUAAUACAAGUGACUUAAAAAAUGGUACUGAACCAUUUUUACCUUCUCACGAGCAGGUUGAAAUAUGUAGAUAUCCAGAUUAUAGGGAACCUCCUGAAUCGCCAAACAAAUAUCAAUAUACAAUUAUGUUUUGGCACGUACUUGCAGCGAGACUUGCUUUUAUUGUUGUAUUUGAGAAUGUUGUUGCUUUGGUCAUGAUAUUCGUGCGAUGGUGUAUCCCCGAUAUCCAUCCAAAGUUAAGGGAUAAAAUUCGACGCGAGACGUAUAUAACUAAUGAAAUAAUUAUUCAACAAGAAGCACUUCGUGCUCGUGAAAGUUCCGCUAAUGAUGUAGAAACAAAUCAACAUAUUACAUUAAAUGAAAACACGAAUCGAUGGAACAGAGUCAUAAGAAAUAGUUUAUCUAAUUCUGAAUUUGAUUUAGAAGUUCAUGGAAGUCCUGUAUCACCGACUAGUACACAUUCACGAGUUGGUCCUGCCGCGUUAUAACCAUUUUGCAGACCAAAUUAACGAAAUCAAUAGAAAGUAAUAACUGUGAUGCUAGUCACACCUACAUAUAUUGGUUUCAUUAAUCUGAUUUCCAAAUGAAUGUGUUUGAAAAAAUUAUUUAAUAGAAAUAUAUAAAAAGUAUAACUAAUAUUAAUAAUAAAGAAAAAUAAGAAAGAUGAUAUUUAGAUAUAUAUGAUAAUAAUUUAUAUAUAUGUUGAUAUUGAAGCUGUCAUAUAUUUUUAUGAAUAAUUAUUUAAAAAGAAGGAAGUAUUUUUAUUAUAACAAAUUUUGAUAUUUUAUAUCUCUGUUAAAAUAUGUAUGUGUAUGUAUAUGGAUCUUAUACUAUUGUUCCUAACAAAUGAAAAUGAAGACUCAUGACCUAAUUUAAAGACAUACAUAUAUGAAUAUAUUACAUUAUUCUGUCUUUUUUUA
Molecule: messenger RNA, 4608 nt
Organism: Bombus huntii
Lineage: Eukaryota; Metazoa; Arthropoda; Insecta; Hymenoptera; Apidae
Gene: subdued
Product: anoctamin-1
Exons: 11
Coding region: 1195-4176 (993 amino acids)
Biological process (GO): chloride transmembrane transport
Cellular component (GO): plasma membrane
Molecular function (GO): chloride channel activity; protein dimerization activity
Source: RefSeq, a predicted model, not a curated record